Chilo suppressalis (striped riceborer) is the source of this 1342-nucleotide messenger RNA. The record is from the annotation of a GenBank genome assembly. Lineage: Eukaryota; Metazoa; Arthropoda; Insecta; Lepidoptera; Crambidae.
CUAGAACCAGGCCUGUCCAGCCGAGUCACAGUGAAGCAGUAAAUUCUUCUAAUAAUCAAAAUGGUUCACUUCAGUGUGAAGGGCGUCAUAGCGCCAGUGUUCACACCAGUAGACAACCGGGGGCAAAUGAACUUGACUGUCAUACCUGAAUAUGCAAAGCACUUGAGCGAAAAUGGCGUUGAUGGUUUAGUAGUGGGUGGCACAUCAGGGCAGGCAAUGUGUUUGUCUGUUGAGGAGAGACAGAACCUGCUGGAGUGUUGGAUUAAAGCGGCCAGACCUCUCGGCUUGAAGGUCAUGGCACAAGUGGGCGGGGCACCCAUGCCAGAUGUUUUGGCGCUUGCAAAGCACGUAGAGCUGGUAAAAGCUGAUGGUAUGAUGACCCUCCCGGAGCUGUACUUCAAGCCGAGGACACCGAUACAGCUGGUGGACUACCUGGAGGAAGUGUCCGCAGCGGCACCCUCGACGCCUCUCAUCUACUACCACUUCCCCGCUAUGAGCGGCGUUGACAUGAACAUCCCGGAGCUUUACAAAGAAGCUGUGAGGCGAAUUCCCAACUUCAAAGGUUUCAAGGCAGACCUCAAUGUAGCCAUUCAGCUGGAGGAACUUCUGGCCCCCGACCACAGGGUGUUCAUUGCAAACCACUUGCUCGCCCCGUCAGUGCUGAUGGGCCACGAGUCGAGUAUCGCGACGGUGACUAACAUUUUCCCGUCGCUGGUCCGAGACCUGGUAUCCGGUGCACGCGGCGAUAUCGUACCCACCUCGUUGUUGCGCAAGCAGGCCAAGCUAAAUAAGUUAGUGGCUGCCAUCACGCAGCAAGGGAAAUGGGAUUUUGUACCAAGCAUGAAAACAGCUAUGGAGCUGACCACCGGCAUAAGUGUGGGUCCUCCGCGGAGACCUCUCAAACCUUUGGAUCAACACCAGAAGGAUACCAUGAAGGCUCGCUUAAACCAAAUUAUCCAACAACUGUAGUUGUAUUUUUUCUAUAGAUUUAAAUAUUAAAUAUAGCUACUAUUGAUCCUAUACCAAUUAAUAUUGUAAUCCUACUAAUCUCAGAUUACAGAACAUAAGUCAGAUGGAGCGCACGGAACACGCAAUGCGUGGCACCAUAGCAAAUACAAAGUCAAAAGCUACAAUCAAUUUCACGUCAGUACACCACAGUACAUUUGUUUUGGUUACCCGACACCGUCUACCAGCGGUAAAUCCUAGUGUGCCCGAAUUCAAUUAAUUUCUUUCGUGUACCCGAAUACGGGCUAUCGACCAAAUGUAAUUGACCCAUUAGGUUACAACCAUCGAUUUAGUUAAAUUUAUGCUUUUACCUAACACACUUAAAAUUGUAUUGCGA